This is a messenger RNA of Tachyglossus aculeatus (Australian echidna), 4673 nucleotides long. It is a transcript of the gene PIK3CB, whose product is annotated as phosphatidylinositol-4,5-bisphosphate 3-kinase catalytic subunit beta. The transcript has 24 exons. Gene Ontology annotation, molecular function: 1-phosphatidylinositol-4-phosphate 3-kinase activity; 1-phosphatidylinositol-3-kinase activity. Bases 235 to 3432 code for a protein of 1065 amino acids. Lineage: Eukaryota; Metazoa; Chordata; Mammalia; Monotremata; Tachyglossidae. Gene Ontology annotation, biological process: phosphatidylinositol-mediated signaling; phosphatidylinositol-3-phosphate biosynthetic process; cell migration. Gene Ontology annotation, cellular component: cytoplasm; phosphatidylinositol 3-kinase complex; plasma membrane. The record is from RefSeq and is a predicted model, not a curated record.
CGCCGCCUCCCGCCGCCGGACCCGGGAGCGGCCCGGGGACCCCACCGACCUAUCUGCCGACCGGCCCACCCACCGACCUAUCUACGGACCGACCCACCGCCAGGUCUUGUGACAUCUUUCAGGAAAGCAUUCUGAAAUUAUUUUCAAUUCUCACAAGAGAACACAUUGUCUCAGAAAACUGAAAUGGGGGAGACUUCUCUGCAGGCCUCGCGGUUAUGAAAGUGGUUAAAUUCCAUGAUGCCUCCUGCUAUGGCAGACGUCCUUGACAUUUGGGCAGUGGAUUCCCAGAUAGCGCAUGAUGGCCCCAUCACUGUGGACUUCCUCUUACCCACUGGGGUCUAUGUCCAGUUGGAUGUGCCCCGGGAGGCUCCCAUUUCUUCUAUUAAACAGAUGCUGUGGAAACAAGUGCACAACUAUCCUCUGUUCAGUCUCCUUACGGAAAUUGACUCUUACAUGUUCGCUUGUGUAAACCAAACUGCCGUGUAUGAAGAGCUCGAAGACGAAACCCGGAGGCUGUGUGAUGUUCGACCCUUUCUUCCAGUUCUCAAAUUGGUGACACGAAAUUGUGAUCCAGGAGAAAAAUUAGACUCCAAAAUUGGCGUUCUCAUAGGAAAAGGUCUUCACGAAUUUGACGCCUUGGGAGAUCCUGAGGUAAAUGAUUUCCGUAGUAAAAUGCGGCAGAUCAGUGAAGCGAAGAUCCAAUCCCUUGUGGGACUGUCUUGGAUGGACUGGUUGAAGCACACGUAUCCACCAGAACAAGAGUCUUCAAUCCUGGAAAAUAUUGAAGAUAAACUUUAUGGUGGGAACCUUGUAGUGGCUGUCCAUUUUGAAAAUUGUCAGGAUGUGUUUAGUUUCCAAGUAUCCCCUAAUAUGAAUCCUCUCAAGCUGAAUGAGCUGGCAAUCCGAAAACGUCUGACUAUCCACGGGAAGGAAGAUGAAGUCAACCCUUAUGACUAUGUAUUGCAAGUCAGUGGGAAGCUGGAAUAUGUGUUUGGUGAUGAUCCAUUAAUUCAGUUCCAGUAUAUCCGUAAGUGUGUGAUGAACAGGACCCUUCCUCAGCUUACCCUCGUUGAGUGUUGCAACAUCAAGAAGAUGUGCGAGCAGGAAAUGAUUGCCAUAGAAGCGGCUAUAAAUCGAAAUUCAUCUAACCUUCCCCUGCCUCUGCCACCCAAAAAAACACGAAUUGUUUCUAGUGUUUGGGAAAAUAGCAACCCUUUCCAAAUUGUCCUGGUUAAGGGGAGUAAAUUGAACACAGAAGAAACUGUCAAAGUCCAUGUCAGGGCUGGCCUCUUUCAUGGAACUGAGCUCCUUUGUAAGCCUAUAGUAAGCUCAGAGAUAGCUGGGAGAAAUGAUCACGUUUGGAGCGAAACACUGGAAUUUGAUAUCAACAUCUGUGAUUUGCCAAGAAUGGCUCGGUUGUGCUUUGCUGUUUAUGCUGUGAUGGAUAAAGCGAAAACCAAAAAGUCGACCAAGGCGAUUAAUCCCUCCAAGUAUCAGACCAUCAGAAAAGCUGGAAAAGUGCACUACCCUGUUGCAUGGGUGAAUACCAUGGUAUUUGAUUUUAAAGGACAGUUGAAAACUGGAGACAUCAUACUGCACAGCUGGUCAUCAUUUCCUGAUGAACUUGAAGAAAUGUUGAAUCCAAUGGGAACAGUUCAAACAAAUCCGUAUACUGAAAAUGCAACAGCGCUACAUAUUAAAUUCCCAGAAAAUAAAAGGCAACCAUAUUACUACCCUCCUUUCGAUAAGAUUAUUGAAAAGGCAGCUGAGAUUGCAAGCAGUGACAGCGGCAAUGUGGCAAGUCGGGGUGGCAAGAAGUUUCAUGUUGUUCUCAAAGAAAUCAUGGAAAGGGACCCCUUAUCUCAACUGUGUGAAAAUGAAAUGGAUCUCAUUUGGACUUUGCGACAAGACUGCAGAGAGAAUUUCCCGCAAUCAUUGCCAAAAUUACUGCUCUCGGUAAAGUGGAAUAAACUUGAAGAUGUUGCUCAGCUUCAGGCUCUUCUUCAGAUAUGGCCUAAACUGCCUCCUAGAGAAGCCUUGGAGUUGUUGGAUUUCAAUUACCCAGACCAGUAUGUGAGAGAGUAUGCAGUGGGAUGCUUGAAACAAAUGAGCGAUGAAGAGCUCUCGCAAUACCUUCUACAACUUGUGCAAGUUCUGAAAUAUGAACCUUUUCUCGACUGUGCCCUCUCCAGAUUUCUAUUAGAAAGAGCACUAGCUAAUAGAAGGAUAGGUCAAUUUCUAUUUUGGCAUCUUAGAUCAGAAGUGCACAUUCCUGCCAUUUCUGUGCAAUUUGGUGUAAUACUUGAAGCUUAUUGUAGGGGAAGUGUUGGACACAUGAAAGUACUUUCCAAACAGGUUGAAGCCCUUAAUAAGCUGAAGACCUUGAAUAGCUUAAUGAAACUGAAUGCAGUCAAGUUAAGCCGAGCAAAAGGAAAGGAGGCUAUGCACAGCUGUUUAAAACAAAACGCGUACCGGGAAGCGCUCUCUGAUCUCCAGUCACCUCUGAAUCCCUGCGUAAUACUCUCCGAACUCUAUGUUGAGAAGUGUAAAUACAUGGAUUCUAAAAUGAAACCCCUGUGGAUUGUGUACAACAACAAGGUAUUUGGAGGUGAUCCAGUGGGAAUCAUCUUUAAAAACGGGGAUGAUCUGCGACAAGAUAUGUUAACACUGCAGAUGUUGCGCCUGAUGGAUUUACUUUGGAAAGAAGCGGGUCUGGAUCUCCGAAUGCUGCCUUAUGGUUGUUUAGCAACAGGAGACCGCUCUGGUCUUAUUGAAGUUGUUAGCACCUCUGAAACGAUUGCAGAUAUCCAACUCAAUAGCAGUAAUGUUGCUGCUGCUGCUGCCUUCAACAAAGAUGCUCUCUUAAACUGGCUCAAGGAAUACAAUUCGGGCGAUGACUUGGAUCGAGCCAUUGAGGAGUUUACCCUGUCCUGUGCUGGCUACUGUGUAGCUUCUUAUGUUCUAGGAAUUGGAGAUAGACACAGCGACAAUAUCAUGGUCCGGAAGACUGGCCAGCUCUUCCACAUUGAUUUCGGACAUAUUCUUGGAAACUUCAAGUCUAAAUUUGGAAUUAAAAGGGAGCGAGUGCCUUUCAUUCUUACCUACGAUUUCAUUCAUGUCAUUCAACAAGGAAAAACAGGAAACACUGAAAAAUUUGGCCGGUUCCGCCAAUGCUGUGAAGAUGCUUACCUAAUUCUUCGAAGACAUGGGAAUCUUUUCAUCACUCUUUUUGCACUGAUGUUGACUGCUGGGCUUCCUGAGCUCACCUCAGUCAAGGAUAUACAGUAUCUUAAGGAUUCUCUGGCCUUAGGGAAGAGUGAUGAGGAAGCACUAAAACAGUUUAAGCAGAAAUUUGACGAGGCACUGCGGGAAAGCUGGACUACCAAAGUGAACUGGAUGGCUCACACCGUGCGGAAAGAUUACAGAUCAUAACUGGACACUUUCUUCUGGGAACCCCGCGGGUGGCGGGUUUGGGUUUCGUUCAGGAUUUGCACUAAGCCGAACUGUACUCCGACAGAAGGUAUUAAAAAGGGAACCAAUUCCUGGAGCGCGCUAGCCUGAAUGAUCCCUGAUGAUUGCACUCUACUAUGGAAUGCUUGACACAGACUCAAUACAAAAAUCUGUAAACACCCUGGAUAAUCACUUCCUGCUGACUUUGCACGCGGAGAGCUACCAGAUGUGUUCUUAUCUCCCUUCUUCCUGUUGGGUUAGGUUUUUUUUUGGUACUUUUAAGAAAGGAUGUAAAUGUCCACUUUGUGUGUCAUGGUAAAGUACUCUAACCUGGCCAAAGAGUUGCACAAAGCUUGACGUGUGACUGGUGGCUGAUUUUAAGCUUCAGAAUAGGACUUCUAAAUUAUGGGCAUCUUUUUGUUGAUUUUGUUUUUCUAAGUCAUGCCAACUAAAGAUUACAGUAUCUUAAGAAAAAUCUGCCACACUUCUAGAACCUUGUACAUUCUAUUGUAAAUAUUUAUCCAUUGGGUUUACUGAGAAUCUUCUGGAGUGGCAAAUGGUAUAUAUAUUAUACAUAUAUAUAUAUAUAUAUAUGAGGCGACAUAUAAAUAUAUUUGUAAAAUUUCUAGCGAGAGUUCUAAUCAAAAGAUAUCAUGUCUUUGGUUUUCUUCAGAGUGAGUUUGUUUUGCCAAAAGCAGAGCCUUUUUCUUAAAUUAUGUUUUAGUGAACAAUAUUUGAUCCAGUGGCUUCCAUAAUAACUGGGAUGCAUACGUAUGUGUGCGCAAACUGUACCUAGUAUGACGUAGAUGCUAAAAACCUGUGUGCCCAAAAGUCAAGGAAGACUAGGGAGGAAAUUCAGUAUUUUAUGACAAUGCCAUAUGAGCAGUCUUAAACUUGUUCUUAUUAAACCUUGUAUUAAUGCAGGUUUUCCAGGAAAUAGGUUGUUUAAAAUGGUGACCAAAUAAAUUGAAUUCUCUUUUGAUGAGGUACCAGAUUUUAGGGUGCUAAAUGGAGAGCAAAUUUGAUAUGUGCAAUACAAACUUCUGGCUUCAAAGAGUAAACAUUAUUGUCUGACCAUCAGCAAAUCAGCCUAAACUACUGCUUGUUCUCCAAAGACACUGGUAGCUCUCAAUUCUGAUAUUUGAAAGCAACUUUGAAUAUUUACCUUUUGACUAAACAUUUGUUUUUCUUGGGGAUUCCAUUAAAGAUUAUUUUACUUUGUU